UAGAUUCUUAUAAAAAUACUGGUUCUUGGAAAGCAUCACACAUUCAUCGGUUAUCCAAAUAACUGUUCAUCGUCUUCGCUUUAGAACUUGGUACCAAAAAACUCUUCAAAUAUUCCAAGAUCCUACUUUUCGAUCGAAGAUCUGGUAUGCAUCUGUGAAAAUUACUAAUUGGGUAGAGUGAACAAUAUGCUGUGGCUGAGUUUAUCGAUCGAUGUGUUCCGUUAUGUUAUCUCGUUGAAUUUGUACUGCAGGGUUAUUCUAUAAUUUGUUAUAUCUGCUUUUAACCUAAGCAUUAUUUUUAUUGUUCCAUUAAUUAACUAUCCAUGGGAUCCAGUCACCCUCCUUCCUUUGUUUGUUUUAUCUAUAUUCUUUAAGUUUAGUCAUUUAAGCGUGCAAAUUUCUAUAGUUCAAACUAUUGUCAUCUUCAUUUCUGGAUCAAGUUCACAGGCUUUGUAGUUUUGAUUUUGUUCAACUCGUUUGUAUUUUCUCGUUCAUCAAAUUGAUAAUAUCCCAUAUUUCCACCUCUGUUUCUUAGCCUUGUUUCCCAAGUCCAUCUUUAUCUUUUUGUGGUGCUUCUCAUUUGCAUUUGCAUAGAAUUUGAAGUUUGUUCAAGUUUCAAAAGAAGUUAUGGUGUGCCAAGGAGCAAGCCAGACGAGAUUUAAGGCAUUAAAACAUGAAAAUGGGAUUGCUGGGAGAACAACCAUUAUAGUUAGAGUUAUAGCAUGCUUUCAACCUUUGCAGAUUUGCCAGGCCGAAUAUUUCCGUCAGUUGUUAAAACCUGUUACGUAGAUUGAUCCUGAGUUUCUGUCAUCACACCAAGCAAGCAAUACAGCAUUUUCUACCUCUCUUAUUAAGCAUUUGUGAAAGUAAUUAAUUUACCGGUGAAACCUGAGCAUUAUCCUGGUUGUUUUAGCUGGAUGGUUACAUCCAGAGAGUUACAGACUCAUCAGCACUUUUCUGCAUGGAAUUUUCCAUUGCCCACUUCGGACUGCAUGGCACUAAUGCAGCCGGGGCAAAUCUAUAGUUCGCCGCGUCCUCCUCAUUCUUCCAGAUCUAUCGGCAUGGAUAUUUCACCAUGUUCAGUUUCUGAUUUACCUGAUACGAACUUGGUACAACUAAAUGGAGUUGAUGGGUUCUUCAAAGGUCUAUCUCCUCUUUGGGAGAGUUCAUCUCCAUCCAUACAUCCACAUUCAAAAGAUUCUCAGUGUGCUGUACCCCAUGGACGCAGGGUUGGUGCUAGCAUCAUUGAUGCUUCUCACACUUGUCUGAAAAGGUUCCUCAUUGUUGAUCAGUCCAGGAAUCACACGAGAUUGUUCUUUAACCCUUUUCCUUUUCCUUCUCCUCAAAAUCAGAUUGUUUCUUCUAAGACUCCUGGUGUUCAUGCCUCGUGUAAUGAGAAGCUAGCAGUUCAAGUAGAGAAACAAUCAUUGCUGAUGUCUGUUAUUCAAGAGAAGUGGAAUGAAAAUCAGUUAACCGAUGGGGGAAGUGAGAUGCAUGAAGACGCUAAAGAAAUCGAUGCUUUACUUUAUUCUGAUACAGAUGAUGAAUUUGAUGAAGAUGAUGCUGAUCAAGAAAAUAAUGAAGUAACUAGCAGGGUGCGUACUCCAUUUGGCACCGAAGAGGGUUAUGACGAGGACAUACAAUUUGAAGAGCUUAUUGAAGAAGUUGCGAGUUCCGAUGGCUCGACUAAAAGGCGAAGAUUGCUUGAUGGUAGGUACAAGUUAUCAUCUUUGUUGGUCGAUGAAGGCCCCAUAAAACUGGCUACUUCAUGCAACUACAAAGAUGAUGCUGAGUCAAGUGUUGUCCAUGAGAUAAACUCCUUUGGUGAUUCCAGUUCCACAAAAAGAUUGAAGAAAGUUAAAAUCUGCAAGACGCUGAAUAUUUUCAAGAGUAUUAUUCCCGGGUUAAAAAGUAAGGAUCCACAGUUGAUAAUCGAUAAAGCUAUCAAUUACUUGACAUCCUUGAAAUACGAGGCCGAAUCCACCAGAAUUAGCUAUCCUCUAGUUUUUAAUGGUGCUGUUGGUUGAUCAGUUAACUUUAGACAGAAGGGUGUUGAGUAUAAUUAUUGAUGGAUUUGAAAGUAUCAAGAUAGCUUUUCCUUUAGUGAAACCUUUACCAUGAUUUUCACUCUAAAAAGUGAAAAGUUAUGCAGUAUGAACCAAUAAACAAGGAGCUUAAUGGGACGAAUUUGGCUCUUUUACUCUCAUUAUUCUCAAGUGGUGAAGAAAAAUUGAGCUCUACAGUUCCUUUAAUGAUUAUUUUUAAGCCUUUUGGGGAUUAAAGAAAAUAUGAAAGAUUUUACGGUGUGCUGUGCUGUAAAAGAGGACCCCUUUUUCUGCGAUGGAUGAUCACACCCUGGAUUAAGAGCAUGCGCAUUUGGUGAAUUGGUCCCACCAUCCAAUCUCAGUCACAUUUGUUUCUUGAUUUCAUGCCUUUCACCCCCUGAAAAUCUUAUCUUUAUGAAGGUUCUUAUUGAGGGAGACCCCCAAAAGAUUAAUCUUGAAUUUGUUUGUUUCCCACAUGUGAGCUUUUGCUGUUGUAAUUUUUGUUUGGAGUGAAUCUGUGUCUUUGUAUUCUGCUGUAAGCAAGUAUUCUUGUACUAAAUAAAUGAUGGUUUGUGUAUGUUUUCAGUUUGCCAUUAUUGCUUUAA
Messenger RNA from Olea europaea var. sylvestris, 2650 nucleotides. RefSeq names its product transcription factor bHLH143-like. The record is from RefSeq and is a predicted model, not a curated record. The transcript is spliced from 4 exons. Lineage: Eukaryota; Viridiplantae; Streptophyta; Magnoliopsida; Lamiales; Oleaceae. Bases 918 to 2027 code for a protein of 369 amino acids.